Mytilus californianus (California mussel) is the source of this 1251-nucleotide messenger RNA. RefSeq lists its product as uncharacterized. The transcript has 6 exons. The coding region runs from base 71 to 1051 and encodes 326 amino acids. The record is from RefSeq and is a predicted model, not a curated record. Lineage: Eukaryota; Metazoa; Mollusca; Bivalvia; Mytilida; Mytilidae.
UUUUUUGUUGACGCAUAGCCCAAAAAUAUUCUAUGUUGGACUUGAUAGAAAAAGAAGAUCAAAGUACGAAAUGACGUUUUAUUUUCUCUAUUUGAGUAUUAGCCUGUAUACACUCAUAACUAUUGGUGCAGAAGCAGACGAAAUUUUCUGGGAAGUACUAAAUCCGCCAAUAAGGUUUGGAAGUAAUGUACAACUUAAAUGCAACAUCAAAUGCUGUCUGCGGAAUGUUACAACUGCAGCAUCUUGGGAACUAAAAUGGCCAAAUAAAACACAUGAAACGAUUUCCUUUGACGAACUGUCACUGAAACCUUCUAAAUACGAUAUUCUUGUUGGAAAGGACGGAUGCAUACUAGUAAUAAAAAACUUUGUUAUGAUGGACGUACCACCUACAUACAUUUGUCGCUUUAAAUUCAAUAAUUUUAGUAAAAGCUUAAAUUUGCACAACGAAAAAUUUGAAAUGUUACCAACACCUUCUACCAUGAAGAUCGUUACAGAAACAGAUGGAGGAUUUUACAAUAUUAUCGUGAAUUUUUUUAAGGUUUAUCCAAGACCAAUGUGUAAUGCCAGAAUUAAAGAUAGAAACAUAACUUCGCAAAUUAAAGAACAAGUUAUUGAGGAAGAGUUUUUCUACAAAGGAAAUUAUUCAUUAAGUCUUCAAAUCAUUAGUGGAUUAUUAACCAUGGUCUGCAAGAUUGGUGAAUCUAAUUUUACUAUCAAGGAAAUCGAAUUCGUCUUGUUUUUUAGGGAGAAAGACGACCGUGUUGUAUGGAUUCAGAGAGAGAUCAAUGUUGUGCUAUCAUCUGCAAUCGUCAUUCUAUGCUCAGUUGUGAUCUUUAUAGUCGUGACAUGCUGGGAGAAAGAUUUUAGAUAUUUCAGAGGUUGGCUUGUCUUACUGUACUUUGUAUUGUUAGAAAUAAAUCCUUUGCCUGGAGGAAAAAAGGGUUUUUUGUCUAAUGAGUAUCCAAAACAAAUAGAAAAAUGCGCGAAGAGCUACGCAAACGAAGCGUCUGAAAUUUUGCCACUGCUGGCGAAAAAAGAUAAUAUUGUGUGAAUUGGGUCCUUAACUAAUGUGAAGAGAUGUCAUAAAAUACAAUGCUAUAAAGGAGUAAUUUCUGAAGAAUUUACUUGCCUGAAAAAGGAUACUAGUAUAUCGAGCAUACACGGAACAACAUUCCAAAGAUAAUGAACUUUUAUUUAUUACUUAGUAAACAAAAUCUGUAAUCAACUUUAUAAAAAAUUAUUAACUUAAAA